AUGAAUCCUAACCCCGAGCUAAGAAGACAAGUCAUCAAUAUAUACAAAGAGCUACUAGAAAUGGGCCGCCAUUAUCCCUUGGGAUACGAAUAUUUCCGACCUCGUCUACACAAGGCCUUCAUGUCCAAAGCCAACCUAAGGGACGAAGAACAGAUCCGCCAAGGUAUCAAGAGGGCCGAGUUUGUCAAGAAGGAAAUCGAGGCUCUUUAUUUUCUUAAAAAGUAUCGGUCGAUGAAACAUCGGUAUUCGUGA
Messenger RNA from Exophiala dermatitidis NIH/UT8656, 252 nucleotides. RefSeq lists its product as uncharacterized. NCBI's taxonomy places the organism in Eukaryota, Fungi, Ascomycota, Eurotiomycetes, Chaetothyriales, Herpotrichiellaceae. The coding region runs from base 1 to 252 and encodes 83 amino acids. Gene Ontology annotation, biological process: respiratory electron transport chain. Gene Ontology annotation, cellular component: mitochondrion. The record is from RefSeq and is a predicted model, not a curated record. The transcript has 2 exons.